UCCCGGCGUGCGCCGCUCUCCGUGGGGCGGGCCCGGGCGGGGGCGUGUCACCGGGCGGAGGGCGGCCGGCGGCCGGGGCGGGCGGCCCGUCAGUCCUUCACCCGCGGCGGCCAUGCCCGAAGGCCCGGAGCUGCACCUGGCCGGGCGGUACAUCAACGAGGCGUGCGGCGGCGUGGUGUUCUCGGGCGGCGUGGAGCGCUCUGCGGUGGGCAGGGGCCCGGAGGUGCCCUUCUCCAGCGAGGCGUACCGCAUCUCGGCCGCCUCCCGCGGCAAGGAGCUGCGGCUGACGCUGGCCCCGCUGGACGCGGGCGCGCCCCUGUUCCUCGUGUUCCGCUUCGGCAUGUCGGGGUCGUUCCGGCUGUGCGGCGCCGGAGAGCUGCCGCGCCACGCGCACCUGCGCUUCCUCACGCGGGAGAGCCCCCCGCGCGCCCUGUGCUUCGUGGACGCGCGGCGCUUCGGCUCGUGGCGGCUGGGGCACGGCUGGCAGCCGGGCCGCGGGCCCUGCGUCCUCUCCGAGUACCCGGCCUUCAGGGACAAUGUUCUGAAGAACCUGGAUGACAAGGCUUUUGACAAGCCCAUCUGCGAGGCCCUCUUAAACCAGAAGUUUUUCAAUGGAAUUGGGAAUUACCUCCGUGCUGAGAUCCUGUACAGGUUGAAGAUCCCUCCCUUUGAAAAGGCUCGGACUGUGCUGGAGGCCCUCAAGGAGCAGGAGCAGGCGAGGAAGAAGAAUCCUUCCCUGACGCUGAGCAAGAAGCUGAAGCUGAAGCAGGAGAACCCAGAUCUCCUGAAGCUGUGCCACACCGUGCCCAUGGAGGUCAUCGCGGCGGAGAAGAAGCUAUUAGAGCCAGAUCACUCGGAUAACUACGCAGCUUUCAAGAGCUGGCUGCAGUGUUACCUGGUGCCAGGCAUGAGCUCCUUGCGUGACCACAACGGCAGGACUGUCUGGUUCCAGGGAGAGCCGGGCCCCAUGGCUCCCAAAGGGCAGACAUCCCCCAAGAAGCAUGCUCAGCUGAAGGCAGAGGCCAAGGUUCUGACCCCUAAGGUCACCACUCGUGUGUCCAAACAGCAUCCGAGGGCUGCAGCGAAACCUCUGAAGCGGGCUGAGGAAGAGGAGGAGGCAGCUGAUGGACCAAGGAAGGGCCGUGUUGGCAGGAAGAGGAAAGUGGCCACUGCUCCAGCCUCAUCCAAGCCUGAGGCACCACUCAGGGACAGAAGAAGCCCCAGGCUCGCUGCACGCAGGGGCAGAGGUGCAGCCCCUGAUGUGUGAGGCCGCAGGCCGCCCUCCUCCCAUGGGCACUGGAGCGGCUGCAGCAGCUCAGAGAGGACCUCGGGGGUGGUGCUGAGGGAAAGGGGGUUGCUCUGUGCACGUGCUCACAGCUACUUUCUACUGCUGUAUCCUGCCCCUGUGGGAAGGAGAAACGGCUUGGUGAUGGGGCUGAUUUAUCCAGCAUGCUCCCGCUGGCCCUUAGGCAUCUGAGGGGUGAUAAGGGCAAUGAACCACAUGCUGUGCUGGACUCCAAACUUUUGCCUAAAAGUGGGUUCCCUCUUCCCUUUCUGGCUCCUGCUUGGAUCACUGUUUUUAGAUGACUAAUAAAGUAUUUUGUGUAGAAA
Messenger RNA from Colius striatus (speckled mousebird), 1611 nucleotides. It is a transcript of the gene NEIL1, whose product is annotated as nei like DNA glycosylase 1. Bases 113 to 1267 code for a protein of 384 amino acids. The transcript is spliced from 9 exons. Gene Ontology annotation, biological process: base-excision repair. Gene Ontology annotation, molecular function: zinc ion binding; DNA N-glycosylase activity; DNA-(apurinic or apyrimidinic site) endonuclease activity. Gene Ontology annotation, cellular component: nucleus. The record is from RefSeq and is a predicted model, not a curated record. Lineage: Eukaryota; Metazoa; Chordata; Aves; Coliiformes; Coliidae.